Molecule: messenger RNA, 915 nt
Organism: Xyrauchen texanus (razorback sucker)
Lineage: Eukaryota; Metazoa; Chordata; Actinopteri; Cypriniformes; Catostomidae
Product: myeloid-associated differentiation marker-like protein 2
Exons: 1
Coding region: 1-915 (304 amino acids)
Cellular component (GO): membrane
Source: RefSeq, a predicted model, not a curated record
AUGAACAGUUCUGGUGGACAUUAUUUAAACAUGGGGGCGGUGCUGUCACCAAUAGGUGCCGCCCGUUUGAGUCAGCUGACCCUGGGCUGCUCUGUCAUCUCAUUGGUGAUCCACAGCGCCGGCUACAGCGCCACCUACGGAGCGUUCUGUAUGACUGUCUGGACCUCCUGCUUUGCCGUUACAGCGGCCAUUUUCGUACUGGAUGCGACACGUCUUCACACGUGUCUUCCUGUGUCCUGGGAGAAUCUAACCGUGACCUUUGCAGCUCUAGCUGCUCUCCUGACCCUCACAGCCUCUGUAGUCUAUCCAGUGUACUUCGUACGCCCGGAGUGCCCUUAUAAUAACUGCGAGCAAAGAAACUUUCGCAUCGCUGUGACCGUGUGCUCUUGGGCGGCGUGCGUCGCGUAUGGUGUGGAGGUUUUUCUGUCACGUGCCAAACCAGGCCGUGUCGUGGGCUACAUGGCGACACCCUCCGGGAUCCUGAAGGUGGUGCAAAGCUUCGCCGGAUGUGUCAUUUUUGGAAUGCUCGCCAACGGAAGUGGCUUUUCGAGCCACGUCGCCACCAUCUACUGCGUGGUUGUGUUUGCGGUCUGCUUCGCAAUCACGGUGCUCAUGGUUGCGUUGACCGUCUCUGGCCGUACUGCCGUUCUGCGGCUGCCGUUCGACCGGUUUGUGGUGGUUUACACAUUCGCUGCAGUGCUGUUGUACCUCAGUGCGGCCGUGGUUUGGCCUGUCUUCUGCUUUGACAAAAAGUAUGGAACACCUUUCCGGCCGCAGGGCUGCCCUCGGGGCCAGUGCUCGUGGGACGUGAAGCUCGCCGUGACUGUUCUGUGCUAUGUCAACCUUGUGCUCUACAUCACAGAUCUCGUCUAUUCCCAGAGAGCCCGAUCGGUGUCACAGUGUCCUCGAGUGUAG